Messenger RNA from Solanum stenotomum, 507 nucleotides. RefSeq lists its product as uncharacterized. Bases 1 to 507 code for a protein of 168 amino acids. The record is from RefSeq and is a predicted model, not a curated record. Lineage: Eukaryota; Viridiplantae; Streptophyta; Magnoliopsida; Solanales; Solanaceae. The transcript is spliced from 3 exons.
AUGCAUUUGACAAGGCUGACCCAAAAAGAGGUGCUUCUUGAUUGGACUGACAAGUGUAAAGAGAGCUUCCAAAAGCUCAAGACCCUUCUGACCAUAUCACAUAUUCAGGACCUGCCGGUGGAAGGUAAAGAUUUCACUGUUUAUUGUGAUGCAUCACUUUUGGGUUUGUGUGCUGUGUUGAUGCAAGAUAAGAAUGUCAUAGCUUAUGCAUCACGACAGCUAGAGGUGCAUGAGAGAAACUACGUGGUGCGUGAUAAGUUGGCAGAGAAGGAACUUAAUUUGAGAAAACGAAGGUGGAUGGAGUUACUCAAGGAUUGUAAUGUUACCAUCCAGUAUCAUCCGGGUAAGGGUAAUGUGGUGGCAGACGCAUUAAGCCUAAAGACGAAAGGUGGGGUGUUGGCCAUCAUUGAGAUUAGGCCCACAUUCAUUGAGGAGAUCAAGGUGAAGCAGUUUGAGGAUGAGAGUUUGAAUGAGCUGAGAAAGAAGAUAGCGUCUGGAAAGGCAUAA